AUGUUCCCUGACAAAAAGCAAUUGAGUAGAAAGGAGUCCCAGAUUGCACCUAAAGUUGUUGAUUUCGGAACAUUGUCGGAUCAGCACGAACAAGAUCAUGUUAUAGAGAAAACGGUUAACGUGUCAACACCAAGAUCUGGAGCACUAUCUGCUUUUUGGCCAUUAAGAUGGUUUUCACGCACCCAUCAGCAACAGACUCCACUUGAGAAUGGGCACGCGUCAUGUCAUUCUAAAUUGGAUGAAUCUAAUAAAGUCAGAUCUCCGACAGAUAAAGUGAUUGCCAUGAAGAAAUUCAAGACGGAAAACAGCUCAGAAGAGUUCAUAGAUGUGGAAUAUAAGCAGCUAUCGUAUGCAGAGGCUGCUUCUUUGAGAGUUGCACAAGAAAGUGAACCAAAAUCUGCCCUUAAAAAGCAUAAUAACAGUAUCGUUGUGGAUCAAGAUGACGAUUUAGAGAAGUCUAUCACGGAUGUUGAGCUUGCCGAAGCAGCGAAGAAGAAUACACGGUAUGUACGGGCUUGA
Brettanomyces bruxellensis is the source of this 519-nucleotide messenger RNA. RefSeq lists its product as uncharacterized. The transcript has a single exon. The record is from RefSeq and is a predicted model, not a curated record. Bases 1 to 519 code for a protein of 172 amino acids. NCBI's taxonomy places the organism in Eukaryota, Fungi, Ascomycota, Pichiomycetes, Pichiales, Pichiaceae.